AUGCCCGUUGAUCCCAAGCUUCACAUUGACGAAUCCAUUCCCUGGAGCGAGCCGGCGUGGCUGCGCGGCGUCCACUCCCCCUACUACACAUCCACACACCGCGAGUUGCAGCGCGCCGUCAGACAGUACGUCGACACGCACCUCCUCCCCUCGGCCCUCGACUGGGAAGAGAAGGGCCAUGUGCCGCCGGAAGAGGCAGAGCGCUUCUGCAGGUCCGGCAUCCCCUUUGCCGAUAUCCCGGAGCCCUACCGACCCGCAGACAUCCCCGACAUUGGCGGCGUUCCGCGCUCCGAGCUCGACGCGUUCCACUUUCUCAUCAUGAGCGACGAAAUGUCCCGCGUCGAAGGGGGCGUGGGCAUCGCGCUGGCCGGCGCCUCGGCCAUUGGCGCGCCGCCCAUCGUCAACUGCGGCACCGAGGAGCAGAAGCGGAAGUGGCUCCCCGGCCUGUUCACCCGCGAGACCAACUUCUCCCUGGGCAUCACAGAGCCGUCCGGCGGCUCGGACGUGGCCCGCAUCAAGACCACCGCCGACAAGACGCCAGACGGCAGCUUCUACAUUGUCAACGGCGUCAAGAAGUGGAUCACCGGCACGCCCUGGGCCACGCACAUGACCACCGCCGUGCGGACGGGCAGGCCCGGCAUGAAGGGCGUCUCCCUGCUCGUCAUCCCCAUGGAUUCGCCGGGCAUCGUGCACCAAAAGAUCCAAAACUCGGGCCAGAAUGCCGGCGGCGCCUCCUUUGUCUACCUGGAGAACGUCAAGGUGCCCGUCGAGAACCUCCUCGGCGGGGAAAACCAAGGGUUCAUGAUCAUCAUGAAGAACUUCAACAAGGAGCGCUUCCUGCUGACCGUGGGGUGCAACCGCAAGGCGCGCUCAUGCCUGGCCAUGUCCUUCCAGUACGCCAUGAGGCGCGAAACAUUUGGCAAGCCCCUGAUCGAAAACCAGGUCAUCCGCAGGAAGCUCUCCGAGAUGGCGCACAGAAUCGAGGCCCAUUGGGCGUGGCUGGAGCAGUUGGCGUACCAUAUCAAGUGCUCGGAUCUCGGCUGGGAGGACCCCCAGAUUGCGAGCAGAGUUGCACUUUUGAAGGUGCAGGGCGGCCAGUUGAUCGAGUUGGCCGCCAGGGAGGCAGCGCAGAUCUUUGGUGGCGCGGGCUAUAUGAAGGGCGGGCCGGGCGCGACUGUCGAGCAGAUUAAUCGGGAUUUGAGGAUGUUGGUUGUUGGUGGUGGAAGCGAGGAGAUUAUCGCCGACUUGGCAGUGAGACUGGAGCUGGCCAUGAUGGGAGGACUGGGGGGUGCGAAAUUAUAA
Metarhizium acridum CQMa 102 is the source of this 1302-nucleotide messenger RNA. RefSeq lists its product as uncharacterized. Lineage: Eukaryota; Fungi; Ascomycota; Sordariomycetes; Hypocreales; Clavicipitaceae. The record is from RefSeq and is a predicted model, not a curated record. Gene Ontology annotation, molecular function: flavin adenine dinucleotide binding; acyl-CoA dehydrogenase activity. Gene Ontology annotation, biological process: fatty acid beta-oxidation using acyl-CoA dehydrogenase. Gene Ontology annotation, cellular component: cytoplasm.